GGGCAGGGCCGGAGAGGCGUUGUGAAAUUCCCUGAUACGACUAGAGCUGAGUGAAACCGAUGACCAUUCACCAUUCACCAAUUGCCGGCGAUGGCAGACAGACGCACAGCGGCAAACGGCGGCGGCGACGGAAGCGGAGAUGUGCCCAGAUACGCCAUCCUGGACUGUGACGGUGGCAGCGACGAUGCCUGGGCGCUGCUCCUGUUGCUACAUGCGGCGGAGAGCCAUGGCAUCCAUCUGCUGGCGGUGACCACACUGGGAUGCGGCAAUACCAGCCGGGAGAGUGCGGCGCGGAACAUGCGACGGAUACUCGAGGCCUCCAAGCGCACAGACGUUCCCAUCUAUCUGGGCGCCGUGGAUCCCCUAAUCCCCUGGAGCGAGGACGACAAGAAAUACUUCCAUGGCCGCGAUGGGUUCGGGGAUGUCCUGGACGAUGCCACUGAUCCAGUGGAGAGCUUUGUCCGGCCGGAGCAUGCAGUGACCGCCAUCUAUGAUCUCUGCCGGGCGAGGCCCAAACAGAUCACUAUUUUCGCCGUGGGCCCUCUGACGAAUCUGGCCCUGGGCUAUACCAUGUAUGGCAAGGAGUUCGGGGAGAACUUCAAGGACAUUUUUAUCAUGGGUGGUAAUUACCAGGGCGUGGGCAAUUCCUCGCGAGCCGCCGAGUUCAAUUUCCAUUCGGAUCCGGAGGCCGCGCAUACUGUGCUGCAGAGGAGCCGCUGUCCCGUCACCGUCCUGCCCUGGGAGCCCUGCACCCCGGAGAAAUUCAACAUACCCAUAGACUGGCGCCUGAAGGAAUUUGCCGCUAGGGCCGAGGAUGCCAAGCAUACGGCCAUCACGAUGCUCAACCAGGUGGAAACCGCUCAGUGGCUGCCGAUGAUCGAGCAGUACGGGAUCGAGACGUGGAAUCCCUGCGACGCACUGGUGGUGGCCGUGUGGCUCUUUGAAGAUCGAUUCAUCUGCAAGCAUAGUACCUGGCACGCGACCGUCGACCUCCGGGGCACCCACACCCGCGGCCAGAUGGUGCUCGAUCACCUGCGGGAGCGGGAAAGGUAUCCGGAGAAUGUGCGGAUCAUUGAGCACGUGGACGCGGAGUUCUUCAAGCGGAUUUGCGAGUGGAUAGCCGGCCUGAAUGACGGUUGUUCGCUGCUUGGCGACACGGCAUAAUAAAUCCAUAUCUGUAGUAA
This is a messenger RNA of Drosophila kikkawai, 1184 nucleotides long. RefSeq names its product nucleoside hydrolase. The record is from RefSeq and is a predicted model, not a curated record. Gene Ontology annotation, molecular function: hydrolase activity, hydrolyzing N-glycosyl compounds. NCBI's taxonomy places the organism in Eukaryota, Metazoa, Arthropoda, Insecta, Diptera, Drosophilidae.